Messenger RNA from Pocillopora meandrina, 2473 nucleotides. The record is from the annotation of a GenBank genome assembly. NCBI's taxonomy places the organism in Eukaryota, Metazoa, Cnidaria, Anthozoa, Scleractinia, Pocilloporidae.
GCCCCUUGCGCGCUCGAUCCGUGCGAGAACGGAGGAACCUGUCACCCAGUCGAGAUGGCGUACGACUUCAAAUGCGCCUGCCCUCCAGGUCUCUUUGGGAAGCAAUGUGAGAACUGUAAGUAUGCUUGCAUUUUUCAGAUAAAGCAAAUGUUGCUGAGAAGAUGGCUCGAGGACAGUGGAAUAAAACUAAGAUAUUUACUCCUUCCUUACAUAGCUGCUUGUUAGUUGCUGGUGACCAUUUAUACUCCCAGAUGGAGCGGGGCACCGUUGGAAUAAAGCGCCAUAUCUGUUACCACAUAGGUUCGAAUCCAGAUCUUAAGAUUAGGAGUCCUGUUAAAAAUAAGCUACAAAUUUAUUCGUUCUCUAACGGGACGAAAGAGAAUGAUAAAAAAGAGACAUUAUUAAUUCACAGGUAUUAAACGAAACCCCGUCCCCAGACUCCCUCGGGGGUCCCUUAAGGGCAUGUAUAUCAGUAAACUUCUUUCUCGUCAACUUUUUAUUUUAGUGACCAAGAGCUGCGCUGAGCUGCUAGACGCUGGCUUCACAAACAAUGGUGUCUACAAAAUUCUUUUUAACAAUUCCCAAGUGUUCGACGUGUACUGCGAUCAGUCCAGCCAGGGAGGAGGUAAUAUUAAAAAAAACUUUACCUUAUUAUGCACGAAAUUCCUUAGAAAAACUGCUUUGAAGACCUAUGCGCUUAAAGAAGAGAAGUGUUCUUUCCCAUCGGCAUCUUUUGGCGCAAUUUUAGGUGAAGUGUCGAAAGUCAUCUUGGAUAUCUUUUAUUUUGCUUUACUUUGCUGCGUGAUUGGUUCUCAAAGCUUGCGCCACUUUGUCAACCAAUCAGAUUUUAAAUUUAAACCAAUCACGCUUUGAUCACUUCUGUUCUCCUACGCCCUAGAUGUUUUGCUUGUUUUGACUUAGAGCUCUCAUCCAAGACACGAAAAACUUACCUUUCCUGGUUUCACGCAUGCUCGCAUAGCUUAUAGCCUCAUAUUUUCCCGCGGGCGCAGUAACGGUCGUGCGCUUAGCGCUGAUAAUGUUGGCCUGCUUGCACGCUUUCCAGGUGGUGCAUAUGAGACUCAAGCGCCGGGCGCAUGGCGGAAAAAAAACUUGGGUGUACUAAGCUCUAGUUUUCGCGGAAAACAAUCUAUUUUGUAUACAGGUUGGACAAUGGUUUUCAAGGUUGUAUCUGGCGUCUCGGCUAACGGUAGAAGCAUCUCACAACUGUGGUUUUCAUCGGAGACGAUCAAUGAAAAUAGAUCAGAGGCACUGAACAUCGAUUCUUCAUUCAAAGAACAUUACAAGAACCGCUUUGUGCCAAAUUGGCACCUUGCAAAACCCAAAGAGGUAGGUCUGUCUUAUUGACAAGUUCUCAUUGUCAUAUAGAGUUGACUUAUGAGUGACUCAGACAUAACUUCUCCUUCAAAUAUGGAUUCAAUACCAAGCACCCAAGUGAUGAGAAAAUAAAAAAAGUAUCAGUUAACGGCCGGAAUUGUUAGUCGAUCCAACACCAAAUUCUCCAGGCUCACACCAUAGGAAAUGUAUGGCAGACAGUAAGGAGAAUUACUAAUGAGAUCUCGGUAGUGAAAAGGUUAUUUGAGACUUCUUAUGACAAGUAUUCAGAAUUCAUUUAAUGCGUACUAAAGCAAUGGUCCAUGUCAAAAAUUGUCUGGGACUGAUAAACCUUACCUCAUUUAUAUUCCAUUUUCUGAUUGGUUUAAAAAGAUCGCAUCAUCUAUGUCGCCAAUCAUAUUUAAAACUGAAACCAUUUUAGAUAUCUGGGCCAGCCCUCUUUUCUCUUUGCAUGCUCAUUUUUUCCACAGCCAUUAUUGACCGAGAACCUCUCAGAGGGUCCUCUUAGGGACGCUCAUUAUAAACUGUAUGGGGGGGGGAGGGGGAAAGGAGAGAGAGAGAGAGAGAGAGAGAGAGAGAGAGAGAGAGAGAGAGAGAGAGAGAGAGAGAGAGAGAGGAAUUUAAUUGUCACGAUAAAAUCAACGUAAUUCCCCGUAAGACCCUAUAGUAUUUUGUUGAUUCCCCUGUCUAAUGUCUCUCCAUUGGCGACGACUGACUCAGUCUCCCCCCCUCCCUAAUAAAAAAUGACUAGUCCUUUACGGAUGUAAUUUGUUUUUUGUAGGUGCAGAUAGCUUUGUACAAACGGAAUGGCUCAGAUCCCGAGACCCUUUCUAUCGUAUUCAACUCUGCUAAUUCUGACGACAAAAACUGGUUUUCUAAAAGUCGGAUCGUUCACUCCCCCUGGACAGAUUUGGAAAGCGAGCGCCAAAACUACUUCUCGAUCGAGGGCUGUUGCAAUGAUAGGAAUUUCUACAUUUCCAAAAUUCACAACAAAUGCCCGAAUGAUGAAGGAUGGCUGGCCAUUAUCUCUAGUUAUUGUCCAUGGGAAAAACGUUUUCCUCCCUCCACUGUUUUGUACAGUAACAGGACGACUUACACAAAUUGGAAUCAUCACGGUAAG